CCUUACCCUAUGUUUCCGCGCUUCGCUUCUUCACUCUCUCAUCGCUUGCAACCAAAUUUCACGAACCAGGGGUUUUCAUUUCUCACUUCUCACUCACUCUUCCAUGGCUCAACGCGCCACAUCCGAUUCUCGCACUCCAUUGCAGAUCCCCAAAGAUGUUCAAGGCUCUGAGAAUCCAAUUCCACUUUCACCACAAUGGCUUCUGCCAAAGCCCGGGGAAAGUAAAUCUGGAACAGGAACUGUGGAAAACCAUGUGGUUUCAAGUCCUCCAUUUGGCCAUCGCAUGGAGACCACUAAGACAUCUGGAAAUGGAGAGGAUGUGUAUGAUGCUCAUAAGCGAAAGGAUGUCUUUAGGCCAUCCAUGCUUGACUCAGAAAGUGGACGCCGUGAUCGUUGGCGUGAUGAAGAGCGGGACACUAAGUCCUCCAUACGGAAGGAUCGGUGGAGGGAUGGAGAGAAAGAUCUUGGUGAUUCUCGGAGAGUGGAACGUUGGACAGAAAAUUUGCCUUCAAAGAACUUUGGAGAAGUUCGUCGUGGUGCUGCUGAUAGACGGAAUGAUUCGGGAAACAGAGACACUAACUUUGACCAGCGGCGUGAGAGUAAGUGGAACACACGCUGGGGUCCCGAUAAUAAGGAACCGGAAGGUCUUCAUGAAAAAUGGAGCGACUCUGGAAAAGAAGGUGAUAUACAUCUGGACAAAAGGCUGUCUCACACUUCUAAUCAUGGAAAGGAUGAAAAAGAGGGAGAUCAUUAUCGGCCAUGGAGACCUAGCUUCUCACAGGGCCGCGGAAGGUUAGAUUCUCCCCAUCACCAUAACAGUACACCAAACAAGCAGGGCUCUGCAUAUUCCUAUGGACGUGGCCGUGGUGAGAAUACGACGCCAGUCUCUACUCUAGGACAUGGCCGGGGUGGCUCUGGUGGUAGCUUCAUGAAUAACUCUAUUCCUGGAACAUUACUGGAACAAGUUGAAAGUGGACAUGGGGAACCUUCUCCCUUUAGAUAUAGUAGGACAAAGUUGUUUGAUGUGUACAGAGUGACUAAAAUGGAAACAAAUAGAAAACUAGUUGAUGAUUUUGUGCAGGUAGCUAAUCUUACACAGGAUGAUCCAUUGGAACCUCUAGCCCUUCUGGCACCAAAUCCCGAGGAAAUGUCUAUCUUAAAGGGUAUUGAUAAAGGGGACAUUAUUAGUAGUGGGGCACCUCAGAUGCCUAAAGAUGGAAAGAGCUCAACAGAGUUUACACAUACUAGGCGAAUGAUGCCUGGAAGUGCAUCUCUGCAAGAUAGAGUUGAAGAUGGAGACCAUAACAGAGUGUCUGAUGAGGUACACGGUAAUAGAGAAUUGUCAGUUGAAGGAAAUAGUUCUGUUCAUCCUGGUGUUGCACGGCAAACCAUGCCAGCAGGUGAACAUGGAUCCACCCUUUUGCAUGAUAAUAGAGAUGCAACCAAUGGUCUAAGGUCAAGAAAUUUGGAUUAUUCAUCUGACUCAAAAGAUGUAGGGAGGUGGCAAUCCAAUGAAGAUCCCAUUCUUAAGAGGCAGCUAUCUGGCAUUUUGGAUAGUGAACUUGGAAGCAGAAAAGUAAUGCAGAUGGCUCCAGAGGAGUUAUCGCUUUUCUAUAAGGAUCCUAAGGGUCAAAUUCAGGGUCCAUUCAAAGGAGUUGAUAUUAUUGGAUGGUUUGAGUCUGGAUAUUUUGGUAUUGACUUACCUGUUCGUCUCGAUAAUUCAGCAGCUGAUUCACCAUGGUUACCUCUUGGUGAUGUCAUGCCUCAUUUACGAGCUAAAGCUCGACCACCUCCAGGGUUUUUUGCUACUAAACCAAAUGACUAUACUGACAUCUCUGGCCGUCAAACUUCUGGCCCCUCUGGGAAUAUCCUUGCUGGUUCAACUGACAUUGAGAUGUUGAGAAGUGAUCCUAGGCUUAGGCAAGCUUCUGCCACGGAAGCUGAAAAUAGAUUUCUGGAAUCACUUAUGUCUGGUAACAAAGGAGGUCCUCCGCUUGAAAGUCUGGCAUUAUCCGAAGGUUUACAAGGGUUUAUUGGGAAUAAUUCUGGUAAUCUUGGCCCAUCAGGAGUAGAUAAUGGAAGCAACCUUUACUUACUUGCUAAUAGUUUAGCACUUGAGCGACAGAGGUCCUUACCCAGUCCUUAUCCGUAUUGGCCAGGGCCAGAUGCAGCUUCCCUUGCACCAAAAGCGGAUAUUUCCCUGGAUGCAGCACUGCAUUCAAAACUUUUAUCUUCAGCAAGCGACAAUUCUCGGCAACCUCAAUCCCAAAAUUCCGAUUUGCUGUCAAUCAUCCAGGGAUUAUCCGACAGGACAUCCGCUGGUUUAAAUAGUGGUGCUUCUGGAUGGCCGAAUCAUCCCUUGCAGGGUGGAUUGCAUCCCCUUCAGAAUAAAUUUGAUUUUCAUCAUGAUCAGAAUUUUUCUCAAGUGCCAUUUGGCAUUCAACAGCAAAGGCUUCCACCACAAAACCAAUUAUCAUUGGGCAAUUUACUGGGCCAGGCAGCUGAUAACUCCGCUAAUAUUUUGGUAGCAGAGAAGCUACCUUCUUCUGGUAUAUCGCAAGAUCCAGAAGUAUUGAAUUUGUUACAGCAACAAUACUUGAUGCAGUUGCAGUCUCAGGCAGUUGCUCCAGCUCAGCAGAUGCCAUUGUUGGACAAACUAUUGCUGCUGAAGCAGCAACAAAAGCUGGAGGAGCAGCAGCAGUUAUUGCGGCAGCAGCAGUUGCUGUCUCAAGUGCUGCAAAACCAGCAAUCCAACCAGCUAUUUGUUAAUUCUUCUUUUGGACAUAUGCAGGGUGGUGCACCUCCAAUUGGGAAUUUGCACAUGGAUCCUUCUCAACUUCGAUCACCGGAGAUAUUUCCCAUGAGCUCACAAUCACAUAUACCCAGUGUGCAUGAUGAGCCCCGUACUGAUUCUUUAAAUUUACCUAUGAACAGCCAAGACACUAGUUAUAAUGUAAGCAAUGGAGCUUCUCCUUUAAAUCUGCCACAUCAAUUAUUUGGCAAUACUGGUUCUCAGAAAAGCUGGGGCCCUGUGGUUCCUGAACAAAUUAAUGAGAAGAAUCAGGAGAUGUUCCCUGCACCAACGGUCGUUGAUAGUCCCCAAUUACCUGAUCAGGAAAUAUCUAAAGAGGAACCCCAGAUUGAAGAGCAACCUCUCUCUGUUUCAGACUUUACUUCUAAGUCUCUGGAGAAUCCUGGUGAUUCUAUUAAUUGUGCAACUGAAUCAUGUGAGAUUGAAUUGCCCCUAAGCAUAGACCUGAAGGACAAAUCAAAUAUUGCGCAUAAAGAGCAGCAGGCUGAAAGAGAAAGCAACGAUGUUGAGCUGUCAGUGGUAGUACAAAAUAUUGACGCGCCAGAACCCAAAAAGGUUAAUGAAAAGAAAUCCAAAAAGCAAAAAUCUUCAAAGCCAUCUGACCAAGCAAAGGGAUUGCCCAAAAAUGCAUCUUUGCAGCUGUCGAAGCAAUCAGAACCUGGAAAGCCAGAUUCUACUGAAACAAAUCUGAAACAAACAAUAGGUAAGGGAAACCAAAUUGGAGUUGCUGGCAAAGAGUCUGCUAAUUAUGAGGAUAAUGGCAUGCCUGCUGGUGUUCCUGAAAACAUCGAUGAAGCAGGUGAUAGGCUUGAGUCAAAGGUAGUUGAUUCUGUUUCCAAACAGCAUAAUAAAAUACCUGCAGGACGUGCCUGGAAGGCUGCUCCUGGUGCUAAGCAAAAGUCUCUGAUAGAAAUUCAACAGGAAGAACAAAGAAAGGCAGAGGCACAAAUGCUUGUAUCUGAGGUUGCUACAUCUGUCAAUUCAAUGAGUCUGGCGACACCCUGGGCUGGGGUUGUUGCCAAUCCAGACUCUGGAAAGGUGUCUGGUGAAAGUCACAGAGAAGGAGGCACUGCUGAUCAUCUUGUUAAAACAGAAACAUCUCAAAAUCUUAAGAGCAAGAAAAGUCCGCUCCAUGAUCUAUUGGCAGAAGAAGUUUCAAAGAAAUCUGAUGAAAAAGAUGCUGAGUUUCCUGAUAAUAUAUCAUCCUCACAAAAUAUUGCUGUGCAGUCAGAAUCACUGGAUGAUUCAGAAUUCAUUGAGGCAAAAGAUAGCAAAAGAAGCCGAAAAAAGUCAAAAUCAAAGGGUUCAGUUGUUAAAGCUUCUGUGCCCAAUGCAACUGUUGGGGAAGUGCCCGUUUCUUUGAGUCCCACUGAGAAAGGGAAAAGCUCCCGCUCUUCUCUGCAGGAAAAAGAUGUACUGCCUGCCAUACCUGCACGCCCUUCUUUGGGAGACUUUGUUCAGUGGAAAGGGGAAAGAGAGCCACCUAGCCCAACUCCUUCUCUGGCAUGGUCUUCUGAUUCUGUUAGGUUUCCUAAACCAACAUCAUUAAGGGACAUUCUAAAGGAGCAGGAGAAGAAGUCGUCUUCUGCUGUCACAGCAAGCCCGAUGCCUACCCCUCAGAAAGUGCAGCCUUCCCAGCCUACACGGAAUGGUGGUUCUUCACGGUCAAUCUCAGCUUCCUCUCCAUCCAAAGCUGCCUCUCCAAUGCAGAUAAACUCUCAUGCUUCUUUGCAGUCAAAAUACCCUGGGGAUGAUGAUUUCUUCUGGGGUCCAAUUGAGCAAUCUAAGCAAGAGACUAAGCAAUCAGAUUUCCCUCAGCUUGGACAAGGGAACUGGGGUUCAAAGAAUGUACCCAUUAAAGGGAGUUCACCUGCAUCUUUAACUCGUCAAAAAUCAGUGAGCGGUAAACCAAAUGAGCAACGUUCUCUACUAUCAUCAUCGCCUGCCUCAUCUCAAUCCAUGCUGAAAACAAAAAAAGAUGCCAUGACUAAGCAUUUUGAGGCAAUGGGCUUCCGAGAUUGGUGUGAGAGUGAGUGCGAUCGGCUAAUAGGUACAAAAGAUACAAGUUUCCUUGAAUUUUGCUUGAAGCAAUCGAGAUCCGAAGCCGAGUUGCUUCUCGUAGAAAACCUUGGAUCAUAUGACCCGGAACAUGAAUUCAUUGAGAAGUUCCUCAACUACAAGGAUAUGUUACCAUCAGAUGUUUUGGAAAUAGCCUUCCAGAGCAAAACCGAUAAGAAAGCUACUGGACUCGGUGCCGGGGUUGUGUUAUCUGCUAAUGCAGAUAUGCAGGAUAUGGACAACACAGAAGCAUCUGGGAGAGGGGGUGGAAAGAAGAAGGCAAAGAAAGGGAAAAAGGUUAGCCCUGCAGUUUUGGGAUUCAAUGUUGUGAGUAACAGGAUCAUGAUGGGUGAGAUUCAGAGAGUAGAAGAUUAAGGGAUUUUCAUGCGAGCAUGGCGGAAGUAGCACAAAAGGGACUUGGAAAUCAUGUUCUAAUCAAGUUGAACUAACUAUAUCUAACUGAUUCUGAAACUAACUUGGCUUAUUUAACUAGUCUAAUCUCCUAACGAGCUGAAAUGGUUAUUUAACUAGUCUUAGAGAUCCAACCUGUAGGACAAGACAUCAUCACAUAUAACACAGAUCAUAGAUGGAAUUAAAUACUAUAACCAUGUUGGAUUAUCAAUAAUUCAAUAUGUUUCAAAAAUCAGUUAUACUGCUAAUUUAAUUACACCUGUAUCCCUGUAUUAGCAACAUUAACUCAGGCAUUAGGGCAAACACUUUGUGUGCACCAACAAUAACAAUUAUGCACACCAGAAAUUCUAAUGGCUUUAUGGUGCCUUUCUAUUUU
Molecule: messenger RNA, 5657 nt
Organism: Arachis stenosperma
Lineage: Eukaryota; Viridiplantae; Streptophyta; Magnoliopsida; Fabales; Fabaceae
Product: protein ESSENTIAL FOR POTEXVIRUS ACCUMULATION 1-like
Exons: 10
Coding region: 104-5245 (1713 amino acids)
Molecular function (GO): protein binding
Source: RefSeq, a predicted model, not a curated record